CACUCGUGUCGUUCGCCGCCGUCCAGCCGCUCGUUUUAUUUCUAUGCUUAAAAGCAGCGACUGUAGACACAUUUAAAGAGGAGAGCCCAACAACAAAAUCUGCUGAUCACAAAUAAACGCGACACGCCGAAUCAUAGCAGCAUGAGCUCAAAGGGUGGCACUGCCCUGUCCCGACGAAACUACCGCCUGGCGUCCGACACAGACAAGCCCAAAGUCACAGGCAUCGUCAAUGAGAAGUUACUGAGCGAUUACCUGCAUCACGUGUUUCCUGCCUCCAGCAAGCAGGGCCCGGCGUCAGCGGCCUACAGAAAAACCCUGACGUUCCAGGAUCUGGGCGCUCAUCUGGAGAAGCUGCUUGCUGAAGAUAAUGUCUCUGAGGACAGCAGAGAUCAGACAGAAGGCUGUCUUGGACCCUCAACUGUCGUCCUGGAUCACAGCAGUGGGUUUGAAGGGCUGUUAUUUGGUGAUGACCUUUUGGGGGUCAUCGGCCACAGUAACUUCAGCUCCAUCAGAGCCACCACGUGUGUUUUCAAAGGGAAAUGGGUGUAUGAAGUCCUCAUCUCAUCUCAAGGCCUGAUGCAGAUCGGAUGGUGCACACUGAACUGCAGAUUCAACCAGGAGGAGGGGGUCGGGGACACGCCGGACUCGUACGCUUACGACGGAAACAGGGUUCGCAAGUGGAACGUGACGACCACCAACUACGGCAAGUCGUGGGCGGCCGGAGACAUCGUCAGCUGUUUGAUAGAUCUGGACGAGGGAACCAUCACGUUUUGUCUGAACGGACAGUCUCUCGGUGUUGCGUUCAGUAAUAUUAAGACGGGGAUGGGCGUCGCGUAUUUCCCUGCAAUCAGCCUUUCCUUCAAAGAGUCUGUAGCCUUCAAUUUCGGCAGCCGUCCUCUCAGGUACCCUGUGGAAGGCUACCUUCCUCUUCAAAGCCCACCAACCACUGACCUCAUCAAAGCCAGCAGGCUUCUGGGAUACCUCAAGACAGUCAUGUCCACCUCCAUCGACUCACAGGAGGAAAAGCUCGUGGAGAGAGACAGCGGAUCCUGGCAGAUUCAAGGAGAUCCCACCAUCCUGGUCACCCUCGCACACAUAUUCAACCACUGCCCGCUCAUGUGUAAAGUGUAUUUAGUGGAGGAUGUGCUGAUGAACUUCCUGCUGAGUAUCCUGGAGGGCGGCGGAUCUGUCGAAGAACAUCCUCUCAUUCAACAGCUGCUGGACCUCUUCUGGCUUCUCAUGGAGGACCACGAGGUGAGCGAGUGUCUGAAACAGCUGAUGAUGUCGCUGCUGAGAGCGUACCGUUUCUCUCCCAUCAUCCCCGAUCUGGGCUUUCAGAUUCAUUACCUCCGCCUGACCACGGCCAUACUCCGGCACGAGAAGUCCAGGAAGUACCUGCUCAGCAACGUUCUGUUUGACGUGCUCCGCUCGGUGGUCUUCUUCUACAUCAAGACCCCUCUGAGAGUGAAGGAGGCUGGGCUGGAGGAGCUCAUCCCCACCACCUGGUGGCCCACGCGCUUCGACAAAGAGGGCAAAGACGAGAGGGACACGCGAGAGGAGACGGCCGAGGAGAGGCUGAGACGCAGAGCGUACGAGCGAGGCUGUCAGAGACUGAAGAAGAGGAUCGAGGUGGUGGAGGAGCUGCAGGUUCAGAUCCUGAGGUUAAUGCUGAACAACAAAGACAAGGGGACGGGCGAAGCUUCUCGGUACAUCUUCCUGAACAAAUUCCGCAAGUUCCUUCAAGAGAACGCCAGCAACAGAGGGAACCCCACAGUGCUGUGUCCUCCGGAGUACAUGGUGUGUUUCUUACACCGUCUCAUCACGGCCAUCAGGAGCUACUGGGAUGAAGGCAAGAGAAAGAGCCCAGGAUCCAUCAACAGUGAAGACGCCUACGUCCCUCCUCAGCUCUUCUACAACGGGAAGGUGGAUUACUUCGACCUGCAGCGUCUGGGAGGACUCCUCUCACACCUGAAGAAGACACUCAAAGAUGACUUGGCUGCGAAGGCCAACAUCAUCAUCGACCCGGCGGAGAUCCAGGCCACGUCCAUGGAUGAUCUGGAUGAAGAUGAGGAGACCGGGGCUGCGCAGAGGCCGUCCGGAGCCGUGGCUAUGGGUGGAGCUCUGGCCCGUCCCAGCUGGUUGAGUUCCCCGACGCUGGGCAGAGCCAACCGCUUCCUGAGCACCGCCGCCGUCAGCCUCAUGACCCCCCGGCGACCCCUCGCCCCGCCGGAGAAGGUCAAGGUCCGGACCCUCGCCGUGGAGCAGAGGACCGAGGAAGACAUCGAGGGAAGCCAUGGAAACGAUGGGCUGUUGCUGGGGCGACCGUACGAAGAGCCCGACCAGCCAAUCACGGAGAAGUCUCUGCUGGAGAUUCUGGACGGGGUUGUGAUGAUGUACAAUCUGAGCGUUCACCAGCAGCUCGGCAAGAUGGUGGUUGUAUCGGAUGAUGUUCACGAGUACGCCGUCGCCCUGAAGGACACGGAGGAGAAGAUCGCCCGAUGCCCGAGCAGAAGGGCGGAUAUUUUAGAAGAGCUGCAAAAGAGCCAAAAAGUGUUUGCUGAAAAACUGAACCACCUGAGUCGUAGGUUGGCCUGGAUCAAUGCCACCAUCUACUCCAAGGAGAAGAUGCUGGAUGUGUACUGGCUCCUGCGGGUGUGUAUCUGCACCAUCGAGCACGCGGACAGCACGGGCUCCCUGUUCGCAUUCAUGCCCGAAUUCUACCUCAACGUGGCCAUGAACAGCUACAGCGCCCUCAAGAACUACUUCAGCCCCUCCAACUGCAUGGAGGAGCUCCCAGGUUACGAGGACACACUCACUCAGCUCGCAGCUAUUCUCGCCAAACACUUCGCCGAUCCACGCAUCGUCGGCACCGAUAUCAAAGAUUCACUGAUGCAGGCUUUAGCCAGUUACGUGUGCUACCCACAAUCCCUGCGUGCCGUCGAGAGGAUCCCAGAAGAACAGCGGAUGGCUAUGAUGAGGAACUUACUGGCUCCAUAUGAACAGAGACCUUGGGCACAAACCAACUGGAUCCUGGUCCGUCUUUGGAGGGGUUGUGGCUUUGGCUACAGGUACACACGUCUGCCUCAUCUGCUGAAGACCAAACCGGAGGACGCAAACCUGCCCAGCCUGCAAAAGCCCUGUCCGUCACUUCUGCUGCAGAGACACAUGGCUGAACUCCUUAGUCAGGACAAAGACAUGGCUGCCAGUUUCCUCAAUAGCGUCUUAAACCAGCUCAACUGGGCCUUCUCUGAAUUCAUCGGCAUGAUACAGGAGAUCCAGCAGGCAGCGGAGCGGCCUGAGAGGAAUUUCGUGGACACGCGGCAGUUAAAGGUGUGCGCGACCUGUUUCGACCUCUCUGUCAGUCUCUUGCGGGUCCUGGAGAUGACCAUCACUCUAGUGCCGGAAAUAUUCCUGGACUGGACCCGCCCCUCCGCCGAGCUGCUGCUGCGCCGAUUGGCUCAGCUCCUGAACCAGGUGUUAAAUCGAGUCACGGCAGAAAGAAACCUCUUUGAUAGGGUGGUGAACUUGCGCCUCCCAGGUCUGGAGAGUGUUGAUCACUACCCCAUCCUGGUGGCAGUCACAGGGAUAUUGGUGCGCAUUCUGGUCGACUCCGAUAAACAAGGGAUCUCGAGGGCUGCGUCUGUGCUGCUGUCGGAUCCUUGCUUCCAGCUUCGCUCCAUCCAGUACCUGCUCGGAGAAGGAGAUGCCGGAGCUGCCAGCGCCGACCGCAAGCACUUCUCUCUGCACGCAUAUACGGACUACAUCAGCACGGAGGAAGAGCAGAAGGUAGAACAGAUGCUGACUUUCCUGACGGAGGAGUCCAAGCAGGCAGCUGCCAGCACAGCGCCGACCAGCGAGGACGAUCUCUGCCCGAUCUGCUAUGCACACUCCAUAUCAGCCAUCUUCAAGCCCUGCUCCCACAAAUCCUGCAAGGCCUGUAUCAAUCAGCACUUGAUGAAUAACAAGGACUGCUUCUUCUGCAAGGCCACUAUCACCGGAGUGGAUGAUUACGCCAAACCAGCCAGCUCUUAGUGCGCCCUUAACACACACCGACACAAAAACUCCACAUUACGCUCACUUUCCCCAAAGACUUCACGCAUAUUCAGGUCGGACUCUUGAUUUCCACUCGGUCCAUGUAUGGUCACUGUUGGUUCUGCCAGCGUCGCUCAUCAUAACACGUUGUCCUCUGACGAAUGGAACAAGGCCUUGCAAGGCAAUAGCUCUUCCCGGGUGUCUUCGUGAUGAAUGGCUGAGAUCUCGUUUAGAGCCGCGUGCUCAUGGUGCUUCUGAAGGAGCAGCCGAAACGCUGAAUGUGGAAGAUCUGCUGGUAGUGAUGGAGAGCGUCUCGAUCAGUUUUCUGAUCUGAUUUCAUCUCUGCUCUUUUCCUUUCAAUCCUUUCGUCUCGUCCGUUUUGGUCCUCUCGUCUUUUUUUCUCACCUCGUUUUGUCUUCAUUUGUCAAUAUCUCAUCCUUCUCUCUUUUUGUCUCGUUCUCGUCUCAUACUUGUCUCUUUGAUCAUCUUCUCACCUCUUUCUCGUCUCUUCUUAUCAUUCUUGUCUGUUCUCUUUUUGUCUCGUUCUUGUCCCCUUCUAGUGUCUUCUAGUCUCAUUCUUGUCUCUUUUAUUACUUUUUUUUACCUGAUUCUCACCUCAUCAUUGUCUCAUACUUGUGUCUUCUAUUAUCUCCUCACCUUAUUCUCAUUCUCAUCUCUUCUCGUCUCAUUCUUGUAUCUUCUCUCUUCUGCUCUCCUUCUCUUCUCUUCUCUUCUCUUCUCACAAACUCUGGUUCUAUUAUCAUAUCAGGAAGUCAGAUUUAAACUCAGUACUAGUGAACAGAUUUUUCACACCACUCUGUAUUUGCUAAUGUUUUUAUAUUCAGUAACGACAGCCAUAUUUGACAUAGACGACAACAUGCAGUGUCACGGCAAGCAGAACCUGCAAUCACUCGGGAUUGUACAUGAUUUUCUACAUAAAAAAAACACAAGGAAAAAGAAACGCAUCUACGUAAAGCGUUACGCGCGCUAAUGUGUAAUAAAUGUUUUAUUGCAGAUUUAUAAAGCAUCGUACGAGAUAAAAAAAAGACGUUGAUGCAGUGUGAGACAGCGAUAACAAUUCCUUUGAUUUCCCACCAACACUCGGCUACAUUUCUCCGUUCAGACGGCUUUCACGUUUGGUGUUCACGAAUGUUCUCAAACAAGCUUCUGCUGUCUUCAUGCCCAGAUCUUUCCUUCAGUCUGUUCCAUUAGGAGUGCCUCGACUGCUGUUUUUGUUACAGAACACCAACAGACAUCUAGAUUUAAGUGCUUUGCCGUUGUGUGCAUGGGGUUAUCUUUCCCAGAAUCCUUUGCUAAUGGAUUAUGUUACACUCGGGCUCUGCCUGCACUCAGAAUCCAUCGCCUUGCCACAGCUCCCUUAAAAGGAUAUCCAGCCAUUGACAACUGCAAUUUUCUACACCAAAUAAAAGUCUAGUGGUGCGGCCCAGUUUUAAAACCCACAGAAAAUUAGAUGGAGUGAGCCAAGACUGGAGGUGGACCGCAGCUCCGACCGUCACGAUACGGCACGCAAUUGUUAAAACGACUUGUACAGAAUUCAUCACACGCUUCUUACUAAUGCACACCGACUGUUUAUUUCACACGCGGACUAUUUGCUACGACCAAUAAACCACUGAACUUCCAAACACUGUAUAAAACUGAUAAUAAGUACGGAUUAUCAAAACCAAAAGAGUAUUUGGGUCACUACUUCUCUCAUUCGGACUGUUAAAGCAUUUCUCACAGCGUGGUGUAAUGUUGUUUUGAAAAGGGGGUGCAUGAUAUGAAUGUAGGACCCCCCCUCCAUAGUUUACUUAAAAUGUGUGUGCGCGUUUGCGGUGAGCGUGUACCGACGACUUUAAUUUAAGGGUUUCCACUCUCAGGCAUCUGCUAUCGUUGUCAAAGGGAAUUUUAGAUUAGUUAAGCAAUAUUUAAAGGACUGUUGAUGUUUUUUUUGUUUGUUUGUUUUGUUUUUUUAGAAAGAGAGGACAUGGCAAAUUUCGGUUCUUUCACUUUUGUGAGAGUGUACAUGUAUUGAUGUAUUAUUAGCAUUAAAUUAUUUAUCCUAAA
Puntigrus tetrazona (Sumatra barb) is the source of this 6096-nucleotide messenger RNA. RefSeq names its product E3 ubiquitin-protein ligase RNF123. Gene Ontology annotation, molecular function: protein binding; ubiquitin-protein transferase activity. Gene Ontology annotation, cellular component: cytoplasm. Lineage: Eukaryota; Metazoa; Chordata; Actinopteri; Cypriniformes; Cyprinidae. The record is from RefSeq and is a predicted model, not a curated record.